Molecule: messenger RNA, 1945 nt
Organism: Paramuricea clavata
Lineage: Eukaryota; Metazoa; Cnidaria; Anthozoa; Malacalcyonacea; Plexauridae
Source: the annotation of a GenBank genome assembly
AUGGCGGACAACAUGAUGAGCGAAGAAAGCCGUGGAAGAUUUAGUUCUACUAUAAACUCGUUGAAAGAGCUUCUUGCCAGAUCACAACACGAAGAAGAACUUAAUGAACUGGAUGAAGGAUCAGUUACUGAACCGUUUGGCCAUAUACAACAGCAACAACAAAUGGGAAACACAUCUCAAAGUAUUCCAAAUAUUGCAACAGAAUCAACAGAGCAAGGUUAACAGCAAAUCCUCUUUUAUUAUUGUCUUAUAUCCACUUAUAUCACAUCAGAGGUGUACAUAUUUUGGUAAUUUUCUCGUUAUAUCUUCUGAAUAUAUUGUCAUUAUUAUUUCAAUAAUUCAAUUGAUUUUGAUCUUAUUGAUUUGAAUUUUGAAUACUAUAUACUUGUAUUUACACUGAGAAUUUUCAAACAUUUCUCAUGAUUUUUUGAAAGUAUAUACAGCAAAUUUGUUAAUACAUUCAUCAUACAUUAUUGGUUGUCCUAGUUUUGUUUAUUAAUAUUUCCUUGUAUUGUACAAAAAAUGUUUAUAUCAUAAUUAAAGAAGUAAUAUUUCAUUGUUUGGAAACACUCUUAUAGCCAACCCAGCAACAGAGCCAAGUGGAGCACCUUUGACCAGCGUAGAAGCAGGCGAAGCUGAAGAGGAAAGAGGAGUGUCAACAGAUUUUGAGGUUGAGCUAUUUAUUGAAGAAAUUCGAAAACUUGGGUGUCUGUGGAAUACAUCUCUGUCUUCCUAUAAAGACAGAAAUGCGAAACAAAAUGCAUGGCAGAUUCUCUCAAACAUAUUUAAUAAAGAUGGUAAGAAUUCUAUAAUGGACAGUUUGAAUAACUUAAUUAAUAUAUGAUUCAACCUAACUGUGUGAUGUUUGUCAUGUUACUCUUAGUGUGUAUCCACACUGAGCAAGCUGGAAAGUUUGCCUGACCAUUGUAGGAAUCAAACCACAGACCUUUGGGAUACUAGUCCAAUGCUCAACCAACUGAUCUACGAGAUCAAGCCGGUUCGAGUUGGUAAUAUUUUGGAACUGAGUCUAGUUACUUCAGUAUCAAUGAUAUUCUAAGAUAUGAUACUCACCGUGGCGCUCCCACCGUGGUCAGGCAAACUUUUCACAAACUUUUCAGGCAAACUUGGGAUUUAAAGGUACAGAAUUCAACGUAAUAAAAAGAUAGCGGAUGUCGAUUAUCAUUCAAAUUAUGGUAAAAUUGACAAGCCUCCAUCUUAUCUGAUUAUUGUCAAUUAUGAAUAUGAUUUAUCAUUAUUUCUGCAAUUCCAUUAUUGUGACCACCUCCCCCCACACACACACGCAUAAGUUGUAUGCAGCUUAAAGUAUUUUAUUGUGUUUACAGUGGAAUUCCUAAAGACCCAGUUGAAAUAUUUAAAAGAUAACUUGAAAAAGUGCCUUGAUAGAAGAUCCAAGGCUACAAAGUCGGGUGCAGCUGCUUCAAAGUUGGCUACAUGCAAGUAUUUUGAUCAAUUGGGUUUUCUUCACAGCAAAGUAAGUAACAAACCUACAGAAAGCAAUUUAACACCAGUAAUCGAAGUCGAAGAUACACCUUCAGUCAAUCCUUCUGCACCAACUUGUUCUGUAACCCAGUCAGUACUCUGCCCCAAUACUUCAACUAUAGCUUCAGCAGCAGCAAAGGACAUUUCAAGCUCUGCACCAGGAAAAAGUAAGGCAGAAAAUGAAAUUAUUGCUUAUACACCUGCCAAGCGAAGUAAGUCAAGAGCUGAAAUGGCAUAUGCUGUUGAUACAUUGUUGGUAAAAACAUUGCAGGAUAUACAGGCUCCCACAUCUAAAUCUGGCACUGUUGGUGAUGAUGAUGAAGAUAUUUUGUUCUGUAAGAGCCUUGUACCAGUGCUAAAAAAGAUGUCUGCAAGACAAAACAGGCUCGCCAAAAUAAAAAUAAAUCAACUGUUGUUUGAGAUUGAAUUUAGUGAUGAACAGUAA